Aphidius gifuensis is the source of this 2167-nucleotide messenger RNA. It is a transcript of the gene Rsph4a, whose product is annotated as radial spoke head protein 4 homolog A. The record is from RefSeq and is a predicted model, not a curated record. Gene Ontology annotation, biological process: cilium movement involved in cell motility; axoneme assembly; cilium assembly. Gene Ontology annotation, cellular component: radial spoke; axoneme. The transcript has 11 exons. Bases 121 to 2013 code for a protein of 630 amino acids. NCBI's taxonomy places the organism in Eukaryota, Metazoa, Arthropoda, Insecta, Hymenoptera, Braconidae.
GUUUUUUUUUUUUUUGAAGAUUAUUUUUAUCAUAGUUUGUGAAAUUGAGAAAUAUUUUAUUUAAAGAAUAUAUCAAGAUUGAUUAUUAAUUUGUUAAAAAUAUAUUAAUGAAAAAAAAUCAUGGAAUACUCUUAUGAUGUUGAUGAAGUGCCUCAAGGUAAAUUACCCUCAAUAAAACAUGACAUAAAACAAGCAAAGAUGUUUUUAAUGAAAGAUAGCCCAGAGUCUGGAGAUAGCCUAUACAAUCAUUUAUCAGAAUUAUUGAAUAAAAUAUUAUCAGAACGUCCAAACAAUGCUGUCGAUAUUUUUGAAGAAUAUAGUAAAAAAAUAAAAGAACAAAGAUACAAAGUAAAAAAUAAUAUUCAAGAUUUCUAUAUUCCAAUUGGUGAUUAUGAUAAUGCAAAAAAAAUCAUUAAACUUUUUCGGAUGAUAAAAGAGAAAGAAAAAAAAGAUAUUCAUAUUGUAGAAAAUGAAGAAAAAAAAAUAAUACAAAAUUUAUUUGAUUUAUUUUAUUAUUUUGAACAAAUUGAUAUUGGUUUACCACGUUCAGAUUUAUAUAUGUUGAAUCUAUCAAUCAGAAAAUUAGUCAACGAAAAGCCAAUUACAAAACCAAGAUUCUGGGGCAAAAUUCUCGGCAAACCCAAGAAUUUUUAUGUUCUUGAAGCUGAAUUUACGAAAGAAGAGCUUUCACGUCGUCUUGAAUUGGAGAUAAAAACUGUUGAUGUAGAAAAAAUAAAUGAUGAUGAUAGUAGUGGUAAUAAUAAAUCUAGUAUUGAAAAAAAAUUGAACAGUGAUAGCACUUCACGAGUACACAUGGUUCUACCUAAUCAAAAUAUACCACCAGAAACAAUUGGCACUGGAACUAAUAAAAAAGUAUACUACGUGUGCAAUUUUCCAGGAUUGGAUGAGUGGAUUGAAUUACCCUCGGUCUUGCCUUUACAAAUUACAUUAGCUAAAAAAAUAUUACAUUAUUUUACUGGUUGUCUUGAUACUUUAAUUCACACUUAUCCUUUAUAUCCUGGCAAUGAGGGUAAUUAUUUGCGAUCACAAAUUGCACGUAUCAGUGCAGCAACAUUAAUAUCACCAAUUGGAUUUUACACAUUUGAAAAUGAAGAUAAGGAUCCAGAAGAAGUGGAAGAAGUUGAAGUAGAAGAAGUCGAAGAAGACGAAGAAGAAGAAGAAGAUAUUAACGAAGAAAUUGAAGAAGAAGAACAAGAAGAGAUUGAAUACAAUGAAAUUGAUACAUCAAUUAUAAGUGAAAAUCACCAUUAUAAACCACUACCAGUCAAGGAACUUGUGGAUCCAUCAAUGUCAAACUGGUGUCAUCACAGUGAGUAUAUUCUCUCGCAGGGUCGUACUGUAUGGUGGAAUUCUACUGAUGAAACAGAGCCCAAGGGUGAUGAAGAAGAAAAAGAAGAAGAAAAAGAAGAAGAUGAGGACGAAGAUGAAGAGAAUGAAGAUGAUGAAGAUGAUGACAAAGAAUAUGUAGAAGAAGAAGAAGAACAACAACAACAACAACAAGAACAAAAAGAUGUUAAAAGAAAAGACAUUGAUGUCAAGAAGGAAAUUGGCCCACCGUUAUUAACGCCAUUGUCUGAAGAUAUUGCAACUGAUGGGAUGCCAUAUUGGACAGCAAGAUUGUCAUCUAGUAUUCAACAAGAUACUUCAUUUGCUGUUGUCAGAUCAAAUAUAUGGCCAGGAGCAUUCUCUUUUGCAAAUGACAAGACAUUUGCAAAUAUUUAUAUUGGCACUGGACACAAAUACAAUGUUCAGAAUUUUUCUCCACCUUCAAUGCCACCUGUCCAAGAACAAUACAAAGUUGACUUGGAUAUUAUGGAAGCUCAGGAUCCAAGCAUUGAGGAGGAAGAAACUCAACAUCUCACUCGGAUGACAACACCAAUGAUGAAUAAUUCAGAACUUGAUUUUGGAGAAUCUUUUGAGGAUCAUGAAAAUACGAAAGACCAAGAUGAAGAAAGUUAUGAAUCUGAUGAAAAAAUUGUUGAGUUAAAUUAGAAAUUUAUAACUUAUCUUGUUUUAUAGUAAAAAAUAAAAGUUUUGUUGUUUUAAAAAUACAAGCUAUUUUAUAGAAAAUUUAUUUUUUAAUUUGUACUUUCAACCAACUAUUUAAUAAUAGUAUAAAAUAGAAUAAAAAAAAUUGUUAUUUAAA